ACGUCGUUUCGCUGUCAUGAUCGUCGUCGCGGUUUCCGUUUUUUCACGUAUUAUUUUCCGUCCCAACAUUUAAUGGACUGUUCCGUCGACUGCAAGGGUCGCUAGCCAUUCGCGGGCGGAAUUUGAAGCAGCAGAAGCAGAAUCAUCGUCGCCAGUCGUCAUCGCGUGUGUGUGUGUGUGCGCGUUCGUGUGUAUGGAAGUAGUGCAAAGUUUUGCUAUAAUCCCAAAUAUUCCAACCAACCAACCAACCAACGGCUUAUUGUUUCCUCGGUUGUGCAAAUUAAGCCAGUGUGUUCCGUUGUACCACUCGGUGGCUGUGUGUUUGUGUGAAGAACACAAGGCAAGAUUAGUGCGUAAAUUUCAACACACCACCGUGUUCUGUUGCUCUUGUGCGUGUGUGUGCGCGUGUGUGUGGUUCGUGUAAGUUAACACGGAUUCGUCGAAGGAGGAGGAGAAGAAACCGGUGGCGGUGUUCUCACACAACCAACGCAGCUUCGGCCAGCAGCUACAACAUCAACCGGAAGUACGAACUCCCCCCGCCACACUCGCAGCGCCUUCCGGGGGACGGGAUAUCAACGUUCGACGCAUCGAUUCGCACCACUCCCCUCACCCCGACACCACCACCUGGUGCGACCCGUUCCCGGCCCUAAAACGGCCGCAACGACAUUAUUAGGAAAACAUCAAAAUUAGUAUGGAAAAGGCAAAGGCGUACAUUAAGAACGAAUUACGUGGGGGCUCCCUAGCGCAACCGGAGCCCCCGCCACCUCCGCCGUCACACCACCACCACCUCCAGCAGCAGCAUCAGCAGCAUCAGCAUCAACAGCAGCAGCAGCAACACCACCACCACCAUCAGCAACAACAGCCACCACCUCCAAACGCUGCCAGCCACCCGGCGUACCAUCCCCACCAGCAGCCUCCGCCGCAUCAUCUGCAGCAGCAUCCGUCGCACCAUGGUAGCCCCGGUCCGAUUCCGGUGUCCUCGGCCCAGUACUACCUGCACCAUCAGCAUCAGCAGCAACAGCAGCAGCAGCACCAGCACCAUCAUCAGCAGCAACACCUCCAGCAUCAGCAUCAGCAUCAGCAUCAGCAACAGCAGCAUCACCCGUCGGCGUCUCGUUCGCCGUCGGUGGCGUCCAACCUGGAGGAUGCAUCCGCCAACAUCUGCUACGUUUGCGGAGCGCACGGUGCACAGGACAAGUACUACCUUCGGGUGCGCCAGAACCCGGACAACCCGAACGAGCCGCACUUUCCGCUGCUGGAAACGCACACACCGCCGGCCGGCGUUCCCCACUGGACACCGGCGAAGGUGGGCGUCCGGUCGUGCUAUCUCUGCUUCACGACCUUCGCCCAGCAGUGGGACUACCACGAGCGCGAGGGCAAACCCGUCUCCCAGCGGCUCUACUGGUUGAAGCGCACGGACGACAAGAGCUACAUCGGAGCGGAGCUGAACAGUCAGGGCGAGUACGCGGCGCAGGUGCUGGGACUAAGUGCGGAGCAUCUCGGCAGUGGUCCGGGAGGUCCGUACGGUGGCGGCGGAGGUGGUCGAAUGGCGACGGAAAGUCCUCGCUCCCAGCAGCAGCAGCAGCAGCAGCAGCAACAGCAGCAGCAGCAGCAUCAUCAGCAACAACAGCAGGCACCACCGCCACCUCCAUCGUCCAAUUCCUCGUCGUCCUAUGCUUUGCCGGUCGCGAGGAACGAAAGCCCUCACCGGGGAGGGCCCGGAGCGCAACGGAACGAAUCACCUGGGCAGGCGAAGGGCGACGGAACGAACACCGUUCCGCCCUACCAUCCGGCGAAGCGCUUCCUCGAGAAUCAUCUCGCGAGUCAGCAGCAACAGCAACAGCAGCAGCAGCAGCAACAGCAACAGCAGCAAACCCCUACAAAUGUCGUUCAACCAUCGACGGGUUCCACGACACCCCAACAGCAGAGACCGUCGAGUCGGAACGAAAAAUCGACCACUCCACGGCCUGCGACGCACGAGAACCCCUCUCCGGGCGCGGAACGAACUCCCUCGUUGCGCUACGACGGCCGCCGGAUGUCCUCUUUCGCGCACCACAAACUCAAGAUGGUGAACUACAACAGUGCGGCCCAGCAGAGUGCAACUGCGGCCGGUAACAACAACGCGGCGGCCACACCGGCCUCCAACCACCAACAGCCGACGACGGGAGGUUCGUCGGCAUCAUCCUCCGCGACGCACCAGCAUCAUCUGCGGCUCGAGGAAGAGGGCGCUCUGGACCUGCGAAACUCGGCCACCGGUGUCGGGCUCGGACCGGGCAGCGUAUCGGGUGGUGGCAGUAUCGUCGGUGGUGGCAGUACCUCGUCGCUCGGUGGCCUAACGCUGGCCGAGGAGAGUAUCCGCAGUGGCGGCAGCAACAGUAAUGGCAGCACCGGCAGUACCGGCACCGACAUCCUCGACCUGUCGAUGCCGGACAAGAACUCGAUGACGGAAGUGUGCUACGUGUGUGGGGACGAGCACCGGCGGGGCAGUCUGAUGGAGAUCGCCACCGUCAAGCCGAAGGACGCGAAGGACCAGGAGAAGCCGUACUUUCCGAUCUUUGACGAAACGCACGCCAGACCAGCACGUUCGCGACCGAAAGACCCGAAGGGUAUGGUGCAGGCGUGCCGGGCGUGCCACCUGUAUCUGCACAAUCAGUGGAAAUCGUUCAUCGCUCGCUCAACACCGGAAGCUCACCGCAAGUACCAGAUCCGAAAACGCCAAAACACUCAGGAACGGUCGGCCACGUUCGUGUGCUACACGUGCGGCGCCGACACGCCGUCCUCGCAACUACGCUUAGUGUACUGCUGCCCGAACGCCGAACGGGAACCGUACUUUCCGUUCAUCAAAACCCUGAAAGCGCCAACCAAUGCUAGUCCAAUAAGUCCACAAGGGAUGGUGCAAAUAUGUUCCACGUGCAAUAAGAAAAAUGCCCACCGAGCGGAAGGGGGCAUCGUGAGCAAUGUGGAUGAACGUUAUCCGUCGCCGACGAAAAUGACGUCCAGUGUGAUAAAUGAGGUUGUACGGUUUAAGCCUUAUGAAUUUGCCUCCACCCUGUCUGGGAUACCGGUGCGGGACCAGAAGGGCAACCGAAGAGAUUCAAGACCAAAUACACCACCACCUCACUCUCAAGGGCCAGUCGAAAAUGGCCACGGUCAUCAAUGUUCCAUUUGUAAGAAUACAUUUCCCAGCCAAUCGAUGGAGUAUUUGUCCACCAGUGCCGAGCAUAUGAAUUCGCAUGCAAUGCAUUUUCCCUGCCUCAAAGGCAGCAACGAUCAGAGCCGCGUGCUAGCCUGUCGGAAUUGCGUCGACAAGCUGACCAUCCAGUGGGAAACGAUGGAUGCUCAGCGUGUGCCACUCGAGCACCGGAAGUACGUCAUCCCGUCGCCGACACCGAAUUCGGCCUCAAUAUCGCCCGGUGGUGGUGGUGGUGGUGGUGGGAGUGGCAGCGGUAGUCUGGUGCGCACGCAGUCCAGCCUCGGCGGUACGCCUCCAUCGACGCCAGCCUCAUGCGCGCCAAGUACCUCCGUGUACUGUUUCAUCUGCGGGUUGCACUCGGAGAUGAUCUUUGCCCGGUUGCUGUACGCCAUCAAGGAGGGUUCUCGGCCUUACUUUCCGUUCCUGUUAGAACACAAAUCGCCACCCAAUGCCGAGCAGCUGCGCAAUGACAGUUCGGCGUUGGUAUGCACAUUCUGUUAUCACUCGCUGCUGAACCAAUGGCGGAAGUAUGACGCUCAGGGUAAUGUUCUUCCUCCGACCGAGCGCAAGUACAACUUUCACGACUACUGUUGCCACUUGUGCGGCAUCACCACGUACCGGAAGCGGGUCCGUGCGCUCCCGAUUCGGGAGUAUCCGUUCGUGGCCAAUCGCAAGUGCGACGGCAUACUGCUUGAAAAUGGGGAGUACGCGGUGGUGUGUUUAGAUUGCUACGAGAGUUUGAGGCAACAAUCGGCCGAGUAUGAUCGGUUCGGUGUGGCCAUCGAAAAGCGAGAGUACAACUGGGUGGCACAGCCACCGCCACCGGAGGACAGCCCGGAAGUUUCGGUAGCGAGGCUGCCGAGUGGCGAACGUUCGGACAAGGCGAUUAAAAAUUCUCAAAGCGGACUACGUGCGAUGCCAAAUAAGAAAAAUUGCUCGACGAAAGGCUCGAUUGAUAAGCGGGAAGCACUACAAUCGAAGCUGGCUCAGAAACGUCCCGUCACCAGCCCGGCCCCGCCAGUGCUUGCCGCGUCGGCCCAACAGCUCCUGCAGCACCAUCCGUCUUCCUCGCCGCACUCGAACCACCUGAUCGGUGGUCCGAACCAUCUGCCCCCGGGUGCCUCCCCCGGACUGAUUCCACCACCCCAGCAGCCACCACUGGGCGUACCGUCGGUGGCGCACGGUGGAGGUGCCGCACCCGGCCCGCCACCGCAUCACUCUUCGUCGCCAAACACACAGAAUCCUUCGUCCGGUGGACGCAGCAGUAGUGGUGGCGGUGGUGGUGGGGGUGGAGGCAACGGGACCGGUUCGUUCGCAGCGGCCCUGCGUAACCUGGCCAAGCAGGCCGAUGGGAAGGACGACGAGCCGGGCGUCGGCGGUGCGAAUGGUGGACCCAGUGGCGGUGCAGGACCUGGUGGUGGUGGAGGGGGAGGCGGAGGAGGAGGAGGUGGGGGUGGACGUGAUAGAGAUCAUCGGGAACGGGAGCGCGAUCGAGAGCGGGAGCGAGCGGGUGAUGGAGGGCCACUGCCGAUGGAUGGACGAGGUAACUCGAUGGCGUCGAUGGUCGAUAGGCGCGAGGAUUCGCGGGGGAACAUCAUCAACGAUGGUCGGAUACGAGGGCCCGAGGGUGGGGGCUCAGGCCGCGGGGGUGGCGUCGAAGGGGCAAAGAAGCAACACCAGCAACAGCAACGUGCCUCCCCGCAGCCCCCGGAGAAGAUGCCACGCUUGAGUGCACCCAGCUCGAAUACGAUUCAGUCGGAACUGCUGGCCCGCAGCGGUUUCCAGCCGUACAGACCCGACGAACGCCUGACGCAUCCUGCCGGUGCAUUUCCUAUCGAUGCCUAUUCGGCUUUCGGUUCCAUUCCCGGUAUGCCGCCAACAAAUCUCUUCAAUCCGGCCGCCCUCGCGUACCACGAUCCGGCGAUCUAUCUUGAUCCGCGCUACCCGAUGCUCCGCGCCGGUCAUCAUUCACCCGCGGGUCACCCGCUUUACCCGUCGCUUCCGUACUCGCCCAACAUCUACGGCAUGCUGCCCGGGAUGGGCAUGCCGAGCAUUCACGAGCGCAUGAAGCUCGAAGAGGAGCACCGUGCGGCUCGGUUGCGCGAGGAAGAGCGAGCCCGGGAAGCCCGGGAGGCGGCCAUGGAGCGCGAAAAGGAGCGCGAGUUGCGCGAGCAACGGGAACGCGAGCAGCGCGAAAAGGAGCAGCGUGAGAAGGAGGAGCGCGAGCGGCUGCAACGCGAGAAGGAGCAGCGUGAAAAGGAGCAGAGGGAGAGGGAGCAGCGCGAGAAGGAACGCGAACGUGAGGCAGCUCGGGAGCGGGAGCGGGAACGCGAAAGGGAACGGGAGCGUGAACGCAUGAUGCACAUGAUGUCACCUCACUCGCUGCCGAGGCAGUUCUUCUCCAUUCCGGGCCUUCCGCCGGGGUUGCCACCGUCGCUCGGGCUCGGCAUGCGUCCGCAGGGUGGUCCGCUGGGGCUUCCCUCGCAUCACCCACUGCACCCAUCGCUGGGACUGAGCAUGGGUCUCGGUUUGUCACAAGUGCCACAGCCACCGUCGGCUUCGACGCUCAACCUAUCGCAUCCGUCGGCCGGGAUGGUGCCACAACCACCACCGCCCGGCAGUGGUCUCGGGCAUUCGGCGAUCCCGACAAGCCUGGCGGCGGUAGCGGCCGCCUACAGCCACAGCAUCGCGUCGACGAUGAACUCCGCGUUCCACUCGUCGAUGGCGCACAUGGGCGGGCUGAAUCUGUCCCACUCGGCAGCGGCUCUCGCGAACGCCCAGAACCUCAGCCUUGCCGGGCACAUUCCUCCGCCGGCGCACGGAUCGAUGAACCUCUCUUCCGGUGGGUCACCGGCUGGCGUUGUCGUCUCGUCGGCGAACGGCAGUAACAACGGUGGCCAGCAUCAUCUUGCACCGUCCCCGCACCAUCAUCUCACUUCGCCCCACGGUGCCCCGCUGGCCCUGACGUCCAGCAAAUCGUCCACCCAUCCAUCGCCACAUCCGGCCACCCGAGCUUCUCCCUCAUCCCCGGUGGUGGCCGCCAGUAGCAGCAGCGGUGGCGUUAGCAACAGCAACAGUCCCGCGACCGCCCCGCAUCCGUACUACACGGCCGCCGCAAUGGCCGCAGUUGCUGCGGCAGCUUCGCCACUCUCGCUUAGCAGCAAGCCACCACUGCCGCAUCCCUCGCUGUCCCAUCCAUCGUCGGCCGGUGCCGGAAGUCAUCAUUUGCACCACAUGCACCACCAUCCCGGCGCACAAACACCGCAACAUCCUCCCGGAGCAGGUGGUGGUGGUGGAGGACGCAGUGUGAUAACACCACCAAGCCAUCAUCAUCAACAGCAGCAGCAGCAGCUAGCCCAUCAUCAUCAUCAUGCCGCGCUCGUGGCGGCUGCCGCGGCCUCCCAGGAACGUUCUUCAGCGAGCCAACAGCAGCACCAACACCGAGGAGGCAGCAACAGUGGAGGACCUCCACCACCGUCGAACGUACGAUCCGAUCCUGCCCCUCCUCCAGCUGCCCCUCCUUCCGUCAUCCCUUCAUCGCCGGCCGGUCCGCUGGUGCCGGAACUCAAUGUAAAUAGUACAAACGUCGCUAGUAUUAACAGCACAGGACCUCCAGCACCAUCUCGCGGUGAUGGUAAUGACUCAUCGUUGUCGCCCUCGGUGUUGAAGCUGUCCCGUUCGCCACCAUCAACGAUAGGCGCACCCUCCCCAUCCGUGCUGACACCCCUCGUGGACACGAACAGCAGUGUCACGAAUGUCAUCAAAUCGACCGUCAACGAUGCGACUAGCGGCGGUAGAUCAUCGUCGCAGCUGGAUGAUGGAACUACUACCGGUGGAGUAAUCACGGGAACCAAACGUCCCGUGUCGUCCUCCCCACCGCGCGGGGACAAUUUGAAUGCAACCCCCCCGGAAACAACGCCGGUGAUGGAAGCGAAUGGAACGGGUGCCUCCAACGCGAGGAACGACGACCCGAUGGCGAAGGACGGUAAAGACGAUCGUGCGGCGAGUGGCGAUGGGUCGAACGCGAAGGACGAUCCGGUGAAUGUCACCACACAACCGCCACCACCUCUUCCACAUGACAACGGAGCGGACGAUAAUGGUACGACGGUGCUAGAGAAACAGCACCAGCGUCAACGGUCCACUUCCCCCACAGCGGGUGUGAAUAGUAAUGGCAACAGCAGCAGUACCGGUGGUGGUAAUAAUCCCGACGGUGGCACCGUAGGUGGUGCCAGCCCCCUAACACCACCAUCAGCGACCACGACGAAAACGGGCACCACGACGGCGACGACGACUUCGGGUACCAGCACCCCGAUCGGUGGAACAGCGGCAUCAGCAGGUAAUAAUAAGACUGUCGUCGUUGAACCGUCGGCCGAGGAUCACGUUGUUGCCGAACGGGAACUGGUGCUUCCACCAUCGAAACGUGAGCGGCGUACCUCACCACCCGGUGGUGUUAGUACGCCCGACGACCGUUCAAAUGUGGAGCCAAUGGACACGACACAUCUUCACGGCGCGGAGAACGGAAAGAAGUCCGCCAUAGGGAACAGUGCAGACGGCGGGGCGCCCGUUAUUGUAGAAGGGCUUAACAAUGGCGCGCAAAGGGGUGACAACCGGUGAGACGGUUCUCACGAAAGGCUACAUGUGGUAUAUGGAAAAGGUUUAGGAAUAUUUAUUUGACUCGUUGAGAUACUUCUUUAUUCCUGGACGAUGGGCCUCACUGUGUUCCAUACACUCUAAGAGAGAGAGAGAGACAGAGAGGGCGUGCGAUGAUGGAUUUGUAUAUCCUUGAGAUCGCUCUCGCCUAGAACGAGGCAAAGCAUUUGAAACAAAAAUGUUAAAGCUCUACACACAUGAUAAUCUUGCUGUUCCUCUCCUCGGAGUACUUUUUGACGAACAAUAAAAAUGUAAAUACGAAUAUGCUCCUCUAUAGCAGCAUAGCGAGCGCACAAGCACAACCACAUCUAUUCUUCCACAAGAUCUCAGAUCGGACAAAAGGAAAACGAUGCUGUGUGUACGGUACGGCGCGAAGGUGACAAUUGGUGAAAAUGAUACGAUUUAGAUUUUCACGGCAAACGACUUAAAAAAAACAUUGAAAGUGUGGAAUUGGCAAACAAAAAAAAACAAGGGGUUGGAAAGGAUAUGUAACUACAUGCGCACACACAACCUCUGGUUGUUUUUGGGGAGGUUGGGAUUAAAUUCCCAAAAGCGUUUAGUGUAAGACUUUCGUUGUAUAUACAGAAUAAGAGUAAACAAUAUAGCCGUCACCUUCGGAUAUGCUCUGAACAGUUCAGACCAACAUUUGCAAAAGCACGCACACAACACACCCCCAAUCUUCUGCUGCAGUUUGCUCGUCCUUGUGACGUUGUUUUCUAAUAUGCUCGUUUUGUAGAAGAGAGAGAAAAAACAUCCCAUUAGCGUAAAGUCUCGCUUUUGUUCACGAGAAUCGAGAGAGAGGGGCAUCGACUUUUUGGUAUGGUUCCGAAAAUUCCAUCAAUGCUGAAGCGACGCUUGACCAAACACGGUGUGGAAGCACCGAAAACGGAAUUCGGGUGACCUUCGCCCUCGGGACUAUAAUUUAGUGCGUAAGAAGCAAUCGAUUGGUUCCAUUGUAUAAUUUUACAUGUUAGUUUUAAACACAUCUCUUCUAUCCCCCAUACACUGGACAGAUUCUUACUUUAGUUUUAUUUUUUUAUUCUCUUUGGCUUCUUAUCAUUGCGUUUUAUUUUACACUUAAGAUUGUGCAUUAUCGACGUUAGGCAACAAACCACACAUACCGUCGUGAAAGGGAUACUAAAGCGAGUAGAUAAGUAAGAUGCUGCAUAAUUUCAUAACUUUCCUCUUCUAUUCGAUUUUGAACACUCAGAAACGGAUGCAAACUCUGUCUGCUUUAAUGUAAUAGUGUUUGGAUCCCUUUAGUUAGGUGGUAAGAGCAUUUUUUCUUCUUUUGGUUUGUUUUCCAAAACUCCAAUCGAAAGCAGUCGGAGAUGAGGUAAAGAUUAUUUUUAUAAUUAUUACCAGCAAAACAAUAUAAUUAAUUGCACCACCCCCCCCGUAUGCUUAUUAUUAUCCUUAACUUAGUAUAGGAGACAAAGUUUAGUUCUAUCUCUAUAUGGUGUAGUGCCUAGGACACCACGAUACCGCUUUAGAUCCUAUCUUCUGACGAAGAAAGCAAACAAGAAAGGAAAAGAUAAGUUUCAGAAAAAAUAUCCAAACAAAACCUAAUAAAUCGUAACCAUACAAAACGUGUGUGACUAGGAAAGGGAAACAACCAGUGCAACAAAGUAAGGAAAUAUAAGGAAGUAAAUGGCGUACAAUGUGUUGCGGAGCAUAUGAGUUGUAGAACGUUGGUAGGAGAAUUGCGAGAAUGUAGUGAACAGGAGCCCAGAUAGAGCGUUUGCAGUGCAGCAGGAAUAGUACUCGAGUACUAUCAGUAGGAAAUGUUUAUUAGGUGAUGAUGUAAAAACUGACGACAGAUAAAAAAAAGCAAAGAAACUGAAACAAUAAUCAAAACGCGUACCAACAA
Messenger RNA from Anopheles coustani, 9713 nucleotides. RefSeq lists its product as uncharacterized. The transcript is spliced from 15 exons. The coding region runs from base 692 to 7807 and encodes 2371 amino acids. The record is from RefSeq and is a predicted model, not a curated record. Lineage: Eukaryota; Metazoa; Arthropoda; Insecta; Diptera; Culicidae.